AUGGAAUGUACACAAAGUGCAAACCCAAGUUCCCAACCCUCCGCCGUGCUCUUCUACCGCUCUCUUCCUCCGCCGCGAAGCCGCCCAUUCCACCAUAGACCAUUUUCUCACUAUUUCCUAGUUGUGUUUAGUUACUUCAGGCUUUUACCAUCGUUGUACAAUAAUUCCUAUAAAGAAGUGCAAGCUAGGAGUAGGACAAAUGGAAUUGUGUCAUCCAUAUCCUGCUCCGGUACUAAAAACGAUGUUGAAACUGCCAAAGGAAGUAGGGCUGAUGGCCUUACGUAUAAGGAUGCUGGUGUUGACAUUGAAGCCGGUUCGGAACUUGUUAAAAGAAUUGCUAAGAUGGCCCCUGGAAUUGGAGGUUUUGGUGGGCUCUUUCCCUUAGGGGAUUCUUAUCUCGUGGCUGGCACAGAUGGAUUGUNUCUUUUAGGGGGAGAGACUGCAGAGAUGCCUGAUUUUUAUGCAGAAGGUGAGUAUGACCUUAGUGGUUUUGCUGUGGGAAUUGUGAAAAAAGAGUUGGUUAUUGAUGGGAAAAACAUAACGGUUGGGGACGUCCUCCUUGGCCUGCCAUCCAGUGGAGUUCAUUCAAAUGGGUUCUCUCUUGUCAGAAGGGUUCUAAAGCACAGUGGCCUUUCGUUGAAAGACCAACUUCCUGGUUCAUCUGUUACCCUAGGCGAAGCUUUAAUGGCGCCUACUUGUAUCUAUGUCAAGCAGGUUCUUGACAUUAUUAGCAAAGGUGGCGUUAAAGGGAUAGCUCACAUCACAGGUGGUGGUUUUACGGAUAAUAUACCUCGUGUGUUUCCAAAAGGUCUUGGAGCUGUCAUAUACAAGGACUCAUGGGUGGUUCCUCCUAUUUUCAAAUGGAUUCAGGAGGCUGGAAGAAUUGAAGAUUCUGAAAUGAAACGAACUUUUAAUAUGGGGAUUGGGAUGGUUCUUGUGGUGAAUAAGGAUACUGCUCUUAAAAUACUUGGGGAUGGACAUGGCGCAAAUACAGCUUAUCAAAUUGGUGAGGUUAUACAUGGCGAUGGAGUGAGAUUUACUAUGAGAAAGAAGCUUUGGCUUUCAUUGAACCUUCUACUUAUGCAUUGUUGUUCAGUACUAGGAAAGAGCAAGGUACAAGAGAAGGCAGAAGCAACUAUCCCAGUGGCAACUCCAUCUUUUCCAGAAGGCAAUACAACAUUUCUUGGUGGCACAACAUGGUGUAUAGCCCAUCCAUUGGUUUCCCCAUUUGAUUUGCAGAUUGCAUUGGAUUGGGCAUGCAGUUCAGGUCAAGCCGACUGCGGCCCAAUUCGACCUGGAGGUCCGUGUUUCGAGCCGAACACUCUGGUGUCCCAUGCAUCCUUUGCUUUCAAUAGCUACUACCAACAGAAUGGGAAUAAUGAUAUUGCUUGUAAUUUUGGAGGAACUGCCAGAUUAACUCAAACUGACCCUAGUUAUGAAAAAUGUGUGUAUGAAACUUCUGGGCCUGUAAAAUCUUCAGCCCCACCAUCAUCAAGUGGUCUCAGACUCAAACCAGCAUCAGCUUCCCCUGUCAAAAGCUUGGUCGCUACUCAACCGUUGAAGCAUAAAGGGCAGGGAGCUUUGGGCGCCCGCUGUGAUUUCAUUGGCUCCCCAACAAAUUUGAUAAUGGUGACUUCAACAAGUCUGAUGCUGUUUGCCGGUCGGUUCGGUUUGGCUCCAUCUGCAAACAGGAAGGCUACUGCGGGAUUAAAGCUUGAGGUGAGGGACUCAGGGCUGCAGACAGGGGAUCCAGCUGGUUUCACCCUAGCAGAUACAUUGGCUUGUGGAGUUGUAGGUCACAUUAUUGGGGUUGGGGUUGUACUUGGCCUCAAGAACAUUGGUGCCAUCUAA
Messenger RNA from Fraxinus pennsylvanica, 1851 nucleotides. NCBI's taxonomy places the organism in Eukaryota, Viridiplantae, Streptophyta, Magnoliopsida, Lamiales, Oleaceae. The record is from the annotation of a GenBank genome assembly.